Messenger RNA from Eruca vesicaria subsp. sativa (arugula), 1789 nucleotides. The record is from the annotation of a GenBank genome assembly. NCBI's taxonomy places the organism in Eukaryota, Viridiplantae, Streptophyta, Magnoliopsida, Brassicales, Brassicaceae.
AGGUUCUUUGAGGUAAUGCAAAUGAAACGCUAAAGCUAUAAGGUGGUGUGGGAUUGGGUUUAAGUUCAAAAUGAAUCCUUGAGAGAUAUUGCUUGGGCAAAGAUGUGAAUUACAAAACCUUUGUUUUAGAGUUCCUGAAUCCGUGCAGGGAACUUGAUCUUUCUUAAAGUACACGGAAGAAGAUUAAAGGUUGAGUUCUCUUGAGGAUUUAGAAUAGAAGCUAUAUAUAGUUGGUAUGUCAUUUGCUAGUGUAGCUCUAUGUCCAGCCCUGGAAGAAAUUAUCAACUUUCCAGGUAUUAUUGGACGGUUUGGUAACGGUUUGAACUUAGACGACCCAAUCCUGAUAUUCCUGAACAUUGCUGAAUCUUUAAACCCUAUGCGGGUCAUGGAGUCAGAUUCUAUUGCAUCAAUGAAGCUAACGAUUCAGAGUAUCAAGGGAUUUUUUGUGAAGAAGCAGAAGAAGCUGCUUGUCCAUGAUGUAGCUCGAAAUAAACUGUUGGAUUUGGUUAUUAGACUCUCUGAUCUCCAAGCCGUUUCUGUUAAGACCUUUGGUGGUAAGGUGGUUGAGCUCUUUGUUGAGAAGAGUAGAAGCGUUGGUUACGUGAAGCAGAAGUUAUCUUUAAAGGAUCAUGAGCUCACAUUAGAUGGUGAAGAGCUAUUUGAUGAUCAAAGACUCAUCACUGAUCUUUGUAAAAGUGGAGAGAAUGUGAUUCACUUGCUAAUUGGAAAGCCUAAAGACUUCUUUGUGGAGCCUCUUGUUGUUAACCAUGAGAUUGAACUGCCUUCACUACUCAAGGAGCUUAUCAGCUCAACUAUAGAAGGCUUGGAGAAAGGAAACAGCCCUAAAAAAUCAUCUGAUGGAUCAGGGGGAGCUUACUUCAUGCAAGACCAAUCCGGACACAAGUAUGUAUCCGUCUUUAAACCAAUAGACGAGGAGCCAAUGGCUGUGAACAACCCACACGGACUACCUCUUUCACUCGACGGAGAGGGACUAAAGAAAGGCACACAAGUUGGUGAAGGAGCUUUUAGAGAAGUAGCAGCUUACAUUUUGGACUAUCCCAUCACCGGACCAAGAACUUUCCCUCAUGACCAACCUGGUUUCUCUGGUGUUCCACCAACAACAAUGGUUAAAUGUUUGCACAAAGACUUCAACCAUCCUAAUGGUUAUAGUUCCUCUCAGGAGGAUACAAAGAUUGGCUCGUUGCAGAUGUUUGUGAGUAACGUUGGAACUUGUGAAGAUAUGGGAUAUGGAGUCUUCCCUGUUGAUCAGGUUCACAAGAUAUCGGUGCUAGACAUGAGGCUUGCUAAUGCAGAUCGUCAUGGUGGUAACAUUUUGGUUAGCCGUGAUGGUAAUGAUGGUCAGAUUGUGCUUACACCAAUCGACCAUGGCUAUUGCUUUCCUAAUAAGUUUGAAGACUGUACAUUCGAGUGGCUAUACUGGCCUCAAGCAAAAGAGCCAUACUCUUCAGAGACUUUGGACUACAUCAAAGCCUUGGACGCUGAGCAAGACAUUGAACUUAUGAGACUCCACGGUUGGGAGAUUCCGUCUUCAUGCGCCCGUGUCUUCCGCAUCUCCACCAUGCUUCUCAAGAAAGGUGCUGAGAAGGGUCUCACACCUUUUGCCAUUGGAAGUAUUAUGUGCAGAGAAACACUUGAGAAAGAAUCUGUGAUUGAACUAAUCAUCUUUGAAGCUGAAGCCAUAGUGUCCCUAGAGAAGACAGAAGAGGAGUUUAUCAGCACUGUCUCUGGUAUUAUGGAUCGCUACCUCGACAAGUACUCUCUGAACUGA